AUGCUUUGUGACAGCCAUCUCCAGGAGAUGGGACUGGAAGAAAGAGGCCAUGGAAUCUACAGCCAGGUAUUUGCUGAUUUAACUCCGGAAGAGAUCAUGGAAGUGAAGAUCUACCUGCAAUACAACCUGGGGGUGCCAUUGGUAGAACCUCCUCAAGCCAAGCCAUCGGACAACUGCAUUUUUUCUAUCACCCUUCAGCUUCCUCCCAAAGCCGAAGUGCUGCAAUUCUUGGACCACCAAGGGACCUGGCCCUCGCGGCAAGCUCUGGCUGUACUCCAUUUUGGAAACCAGGAGGACCCAAAUGUCACAGAGUUUGUGGUAGGUCCUCUUCCAAAGCCAACGUACCACCAAGAUGUCACAGUGCAGAAGUAUGGAGGGAAGUUGCCUUACUACAAAAGGUUUUUCUUAAACAAUGAGUUCAAAGAAAUCCUUAAUUUCCUGAGGAACAAGGAAUACCCCAAGGCUCCAAACUUUAUGCAGAAAGUACUAUAUUACAAUGGAAGCAAUCUCACAAACUUCCCUGGAUUACCACCUGGAUUAAAAUCAGGAGACCGGAGAAUGUGGGUUAAUCAUUUCCAGAAUGUCCCUGGCAGUUAUCUGCAUCCGGUUGGAUUCGACAUCCAGGUAGAUUUCAGCAGCCUAGACGUUUCUCAUUGGAAGGUGCUAAAAGUCUUCUAUAAUGGACAGUACUUUGAGGACAUGGAAGAUAUUGAGAGACAGUUCAUUACGGGACAUGUUAAAGUAGCCAAGGUCAAAAAGGCUCCUUUGGAUGGAGGCUAUUCCUCACUGAAGCAGAGGGUUCCCCACCAGAGACUAGGCCCCUUGCACUAUGAACCUCGUGGUCCCCGCUACCGCAUCUGGAAUAACCAGGUUUUCUUCAUGUCCUGGAGUUUUGCCUUUGGCAUAGAUGCCAAUAGGGGGCCACACAUCUUUGAUGUAAGGUUUAAGGGUGAGAGGAUAGUUUAUGAGUUAAGCUUGCAAGAUGCAUCUGCCAUCUAUGGCUCUAACACUCCAGCGGCAAUGUUGAACAGAUUAAUGGACCUAAGCUUUGGCCUUGGUUUAACUGGCUCUACUCUCACCCAGGGUGUGGAUUGUCCUUACCUGGCUACUUAUUUGGACAGGCACUAUUUUCUUGAUUCCUCGUUGCCUGUCACUCGCAAAAACUCUAUCUGCAUCUUUGAGCAGAAUGCUGAGGUCCCUGUGCGACGCCAUUAUGACCGCUCAGAGCCUCCGUUUUACGGAGGGUUGGUCGAUUCUGCUCUGGUCUUCAGGUCCAUAUCUACAGUUGGUAAUUAUGAUUAUAUUUGGGAUUUUAUGUUUCAUCAAAAUGGAGCUAUCGGUGUUGCGAUCCAUGCAAGUGGGUACAUUCAAUCUGCUUUUUACUUUGGUGAUGCCUUGGAAUUUGGAAACAGAGUUGAAGAGUGGACAUUGGGAACAAUUCACACUCACAACAUUAAUUUCAAGGUGGAUAUGGACAUUGGUGGUGUGAAAAAUUCCCUGGUAGCCAAUGACAUGGCUUUUGAGACAGUCAAGGCCCCUUGGAGCCCAGAGAAUAAGAUCCACCGGAUGAAGAUAGUAAGGAAAGUCUUGGACACUGAGAACAAGGCUGCCUUCCGCCUUCACGACAACAUGCCAAGGCACAUAUAUUUUGCCGCCAACAGCACAAACAAGUGGGGCCAUAAGCAAGGCUAUCGGAUCCAGAUGGUCAGCUUUUCUGGAGACCACCUGCCAGAAACAGAUCCAAUGGAGCGAGCCAUCAGUUGGGGAAGGUACAAGCUGGCUGUCACCAAACGGAAAGAGAAGGAACCAUUUAGCACCAGUAUCUAUAACCAGAUGGACCCAUGGACACCUUCAGUGGCCUUUGCAGACUUCCUAAACAAUGAGAGCAUUAUCAAUGAGGACCUGGUUGCCUGGAUCACCGCCGGCUUCCUGCAUAUUCCACAUGCUGAGGACAUUCCCAACACUCCAACGCUUGGGAACGUGAUUGGCUUCUUUUUGAGGCCUUACAACUAUUUUGACGAUGAUCCUUCCAUGGAUUCUCCAGACAGCGUUUUCUUCAGCAGCCAGCAGGACCCCACAUCCUGCGACGUCAACUACCUCGCCUGUGUGCCAAAAACAGCUGCGUGCUUGCCCAGCUUCCCACCUUUCACUUAUGAGGGCUUCCAAAACAUGACGGUGCUCUGAUGCCUUCUAAUUAUGGGUGGGGAUGUUUUGAGUUAGGGAGAGGGUGGGUGGCUGCUGAACAGCUCAGCAUGAAAUCUGUGUAUACCAAGAGCAGCGAAUCCCAGCUCCAUCCAGUGUCUUUGAAACCCAAAUCUUAAGCCUUGCUUCCACACAUUGCACAUGUUUGCUAGUUUCAUUUGCAAGAAUCUUUUGCCUGGACACUGUGCUGGGCAGACAAUUAGAUCACCAUGCAUUUUACAUCGCUUGCUGUUUGCCACACAAAGCUGCAGUGUGCCUGCGGCUGUGAUAGCACAAGUGACCAUAUUUGCCUAGCAGACUAUCAAUUUACGAUGCCAUUUGCCUUCCAGUAAACUCAAGCCUAUUACCAAGAAAUUUAGUAUGUGGCUGCUCACAAAUGGCCUGUCAGGAAGAUUUAUGCACAUCAGUUCUGCCAGUGUCAAUCCAAAACUAGAUCUGUUUAGCAAAAAGCAGGGAUAGGGUAGGAGGAAAUUGAAGUCAAAAGCUAAGCAGUACAUUGGGUUAUUCUUUUUAAUACACCUGAAUUAUAUGUAAUUUUUUAAUUUGAUAUUUCUGCAAGUAGCAGUACUGAUUAUUGUUUUAAUGGAAGCACACCUCCAAAACUCAAUAAAUUUGGUGUCUUUGGCACCGUUUUGCUGAA
This is a messenger RNA of Zootoca vivipara (common lizard), 2842 nucleotides long. The record is from RefSeq and is a predicted model, not a curated record. NCBI's taxonomy places the organism in Eukaryota, Metazoa, Chordata, Lepidosauria, Squamata, Lacertidae.